This is a messenger RNA of Cylindrotheca closterium, 1062 nucleotides long. The record is from the annotation of a GenBank genome assembly. NCBI's taxonomy places the organism in Eukaryota, Bacillariophyta, Bacillariophyceae, Bacillariales, Bacillariaceae.
AUGAACAAAAAGAAUGCAAACCAAAACGAGGUGAACGAUGAUGAGAAUGAUUCUUCUGCUACGCUGGUGCAAACUCCAAUAACAGGACAACACACAGCAGCUGCGGCGCACUUGGACCUCGGCAACAUCAUUGCUCAGAAUCCUGAUAUUAUGCGCCUCUUUCAGCCAUCAGCUUCAUCCUUGCAGUUUGGCGCUUACCUUACGGGUUUGCAGUCUCAAGGGAUCAAUCAGCAAAUGAGAGUGAAUUCUUUUCUUCCAAGUGUCAUCGCUGCUGCUCGGACACAACAAAUGCAUCAGCUUCAACAACUCUUAUCCCUCCCACCCACACAGAAUCCAACGACACCAUCGAAUAAUUUUUCGAUGGGGGUUGCUUCCAGACAGGCGCUGUGGCCAACAAGUGCAUUGGCUCAGGCGACCGAAGCACAACAUCUUCAAUAUCAACAGGGAAAUAAUUUAUUGGCUAGCCUUAGUGCAAACAUGGGUAAUGCAGUGGGGACUGCAACAUCCUUGUCUCGAGCGGUACCUGAUGUGGGCAACCUCCCACCCACCAAGAACGGUCAGAGUCCCAUAGUCAUGUACAUGGACUGUGACGACGAGAGUCUAUCUGAAUAUCAAUGCUUACUCCGAAAGCAAAUUGAACUCUUCGAAGCCAACUUUGACGAUGUUCAAUGGAAUGCUCAAGGUCGAAACAAAGCCAUUGAGCAAGGGCAGGUCGGGAUUAGAUGCCGGCACUGCACCCGCCUAGAAAGCUGGGAACGAGCCAGGGGUGCAGUUUACUACUCCGCCACAUUGGAUGGACUCUACCAAGCUGCACAGAACAUGGCAAAGAACCAUCUUUGCAAGCACUGCAAGCUGAUACCAUUGAACACGAAAAAUCAAUUAUUGCAAUUUCGGGAUUGCAAACGAAGAGCUUCAGGUGGAAAGACUUACUGGGCCGAAGGUGCUCGAGUACUUGGAGUGUAUGAAACUAGUACCGGGCUCAGAUUCAGAAACUCAGAAGUGAAACAACAAUAUCAGUGGACUGGUGGUAGUGAUACACAAGGACGAGGUACUGGUCCAUAG